Molecule: messenger RNA, 426 nt
Organism: Mucor velutinosus
Lineage: Eukaryota; Fungi; Mucoromycota; Mucoromycetes; Mucorales; Mucoraceae
Exons: 1
Coding region: 1-426 (141 amino acids)
Source: RefSeq, a predicted model, not a curated record
AUGAGCGUUCAGCCAUUCAACAAAAGGUUGGACUCUAGGGAGACGAGCCUCGACCGCAUCAUGCAAAUGGAUAUUGAAAUCCCCAAGCUAGAUCCACUGGGAGUCAAGCAUAUCAGACCAGAAGGGCAUGGACACCAGCUCCUCCAGGAAAGCAUAGCGAUGGGCUCUGUGCACGGGCAUGUACACACUGGCUAUCUGGCAUAUGGUGUGAUUAGCGUCCUUAAUGGUGGCGGUGAUGCAGCGUUCGUCACGAGAGAUGGUGGCAUCCGCAAGCUCCAAGCCUUGCUUCAGACACACUAUUUCACAAUGCUUCGAGACGACAAAGGAAGACCGAGGAAACAUAAAAGAGGAAGCACGCACAUUAUCAUCAGUGAGGUGGGCCUUCUGACGAUAAUGAAAGACCUCCUGCAGACAGAGAAUAUCUAG